CGCCUCUGAUCUUCUUAUAUUUACAUAAUGAUAAACAAAUUGCUUCAAGUUUCAAGCUGUAAUUGUUGGUAACCGGUCUUUCACAAAGGUGGGGGGGAUCUUCUCUCCAAAUAAAAAUAUGAACUGGCGUUUUACCCUAUCAGUGAGAAUGUGAGAUAUGAGAGGCCAGUAGGGGAAGAGGUCCUCCUCCCUUCAUAAAUCUGUUGGUUGUUGUGCUUUAAUUGUCAAAAGCUUUCUUUGGUGGAACUUGAGACUCAUUCUGAGUUGAUGUACAGCUGAAGUGGACCUCAACUCAACUACUUAUUAGAACUAUAAUGCCAUUUGCUAGACUUGUGGAAAUCGGCACAAAGUAGGCUCAUGAGUUUAUGGAAUUCUUUACUUCAACCACAUCUACUAAUCACUAUGAUACCUAAAUCCACCCCCUCCCCACAAACCCAACACGAGGCUGGAGCAAAUCAAGAACUUAUAUUAUAGGAAAAGGCCCUACGUCCUUAAGUCUGUUGGUUUCUUUGGGCAGGUGUAGAGCUGAGAUUUACCUUAAUCCAGCAGUAUAACUACACGGCUAGAUCAACAUCAAGAUUUAUUCGAGUUGUGUUCCCUUUUUUCCAUACACAUACUGAUAGAUUGAUGAUCUUUGUAGCAGAAGUUAGUAUGGCACAUUAAAGUUUUUAUUUUUAUAUUUAUUUUGGUAAAAGUUGCCAGUGUUGACUCUUGACCAGGUCAAGAUGGAAGUAAGAGUACCCUGUUUCUCUGUUUGAUUUUGAAUGACUAAUUAAAUCCCUAAAGGCCAUCAUAAUUACAUGUGUUUAAGCUACCAACUUUGUAUUCUAAGGUGGGUCUGUAUAACUUAAUAUUGUCAAAUGCUAGCAGCCUAAUACUUUUAAAAUUUAAUAACUUAUAUUUAUUUAAUCUGUUUUUGGAUAUGUAUGGUAACAAAGACAAAAAAAGUUGGGCAAAAAGCUGAAAUAAAGAGAGUAGACAGUAACUACUGAGAUGUGGAGUGUGGACCAGAGAGUUUUCAUGGCUGCAUCUACUAAUAAGUUACUGAGCCACAUGUUUGGUCACCAACUAUUUGGUGAGUAAAAUAGGUAGAUAGAUAGUGAGCUAUGGGUACAAGGAGUGGCUGGCUAGAAACUGCAGCUCUUCUGUUGUCUUUAGCAAUGCAGUCAUUCCCAGCUGUACAAUGAUAAUUAAUGCACCCAUUUCUUGUCAAAUCCAAUUAUUGUUCUAAGUUACUUUCAAAAGUUUUUGGCAUUUUGGCAUGCUUUAGGUUGUGAACAUUAUUACUUUUAUUUAUAUGUUCCACCAGAAGCUGGGGUAGAGCACUGCAAAUUUGCAUUAUUAUCAUAUGGGUAUGAUAUGGCAUGAUAGCAACUUGGGAUAUUGGUUUCAUCAAGUCAUUUGUCCCAAGUGUUUGCUAGGAUCAACUUAUCAAUUUAUGGCCAAACCGCGAAAAUGCAGGUACUGUAUGGCUGUUGAGAAUUACUAUUUUCUCGAAUGACAAGUGUGUAGUAUAAUAAGAGCUAAGCUUGUGCAAUAAUAACUAUACACUUGCAAAAAUACAAAAUCCAUGUAUAAGAACCUGGUGUAUAAGCCUCACUUUUCAUACCUGUCCCUGAUGUGAGAGUGUAUUAGAUUGAAAAACCCUGUUUUGGCUUCCAUUAGCUUUCUUAUGAAUAUGUUUAGUAGUAACCUAUUUGUUAUUGAACCAAGGAAAAUUCAUUUUGUUAAUCAGACUUAAAGAUUACUUCCCAAUUUGCUCUUUAAAUAUGAAUGUUUUGACUGCUGUUCACACUUGAAGGUUCAAAAAUAAAAUCUGAGUAUCCAACAGAAACUUGCAGUGAAGGUAAAUGAUAUAAAUGCCCAAACUGUAUAAUAAAGUAAGGCAUAUAUGCUUUACUCCACUUUUGGCAAUUCUGCUGCUAAUCUUCAUUGGUUUUUUACAUGGUUAACUCUUCAAGUUCCUUUUUGUUCUUUAAACACAAAAUUCCACCAAAGUUUUGCUGGAAGGUAAAAAUGGAUCUCAAAUUGGAACUCAGUCUCAAAGGAGAUGCGGAUGAGCUUAAGUUUCAGCUUGCAAAAGAUCAUGCAGGUCCUCGUUUUCAGUCUAAAGAAACUGACACUAUGUUCAUCCUCACUGCUCAGAUUAGAGGUUAUAUGAGAGAACAGAUAAAGAUUGACAUCAAUAAGGAUGGGACUGUGAUUACGAUAGGCGGUGAGAAAUCAACUGAGGAGGUGAUGGUAAUGGUGGGAUGGAAAGUGUACAAGAAAGGGAUAGAAAUAAUGAAGUUCAGAAAAGCCUUUAGAAUCCCUGAUGGAGUGAUUUUGGAUAACAUUAGGGCAAAUUUUAAUGAGGAUGAAUAUAUGCUGAGCAUUUUAAUGCCAAAGAAAGUGAAGGGAAUAGUUGGGAUAGGGAUUGAGGAAAUGGUGGAGCCAGAGCUUGUUUUACAGGAUCCUGAAACUUUACCAGCAACAUCUAAAAAGAUUUUAAAGAGGGUGACAUUUAAAGAAGAGAGCAUUAGAGAUCCUAAGCAGAAAAUUGCAGAAGAAAAUGGAGUUCUAAGUGCAGAGGAAAAUCAAGAACAGGAGAGUGGAGCAGUGAAGAAAUCAUUAGAGGAGAGAGAUGUAGCAGAUAACAAAAUGACUCACAAUGCAGAUUUGCCAAGUUUGGCAUCAGAUGAGGACAGACAAGUUCAAGAACAGAGAACUACUCACGAAAUUCCCCAAGGAGAUGACAAAAUGUCAGGAGAGAUGAAACAGACAAAUCAAGAAACACCAAAACCCGAAUGCAAUCAAAUUUGUGAUCAGGUUGAAUCUUCACUGCAGAAAGAUCAAGAUCAGGAAAACGUUGAUCAAUUUCACCACGAAAAAGAAAGUGGCAAUCAAGAAAAAGAAGAAGAGUCUGCAUUAGAAAAGACAGAAGCUCAAGAAGGUGAGCAGGCAAAGACAGAGGAGCCUCAGAAGAAAUCCAACAUAUUUGUUCCACUUGUUGCAGGGGGUUCGGCAAUGCUCGUGUCUUUGGUGGUCUUUGCCAUUCAUGCCACUAAAACUAAAAACCAGCAAGACAAAAGGAAAGAUUAGAACAACCUUUCACACACAAAAUGUUAGUAUGUUACCCAGAUGAGUCUUCUUUUUUCUCUUAUUUCUUUUUUUGCUUGUUUCUGUUCUCUCAUCUUACUAGAGUGAGGGGCACUUUGUCAUGCAAAUUCCAGUAAACAUUUAUGUCAGAUUCAUCUGCAAUUUUAAUGAAUCUGGAAACAUAAGGUGUAGUAUAUACUAUGUCAGGAUGACCAAUUCAUUAUUAAAUUGAAUC
Molecule: messenger RNA, 3313 nt
Organism: Ipomoea triloba (trilobed morning glory)
Lineage: Eukaryota; Viridiplantae; Streptophyta; Magnoliopsida; Solanales; Convolvulaceae
Exons: 2
Coding region: 1945-3081 (378 amino acids)
Source: RefSeq, a predicted model, not a curated record